CUUUGCUGUGAAGGAAAUCUUUGCAACCGCGAGGGACCGGUAGCUAGGCAUAUUGCGGCUGAUCCGAUGUCUCCCUCAGGUGCAGACUUGUCGUGCUACGCAUGCUCCACAGCCAAUGAGCCAGGCAUACCACCAGCAAUCAACUGCAGCCAUCCAAUCAAACAACAGUGUGGAGAAGAUCCGCUGACCACGGAUAAACAAGAUCGCUGUGUCACCAUCACAAUGUCUUCACGUGACGGGCUCGGGAAUUCUCUUUACCAAGAAAUGCGCCAUUGUGCGUCUGAACAAUACUGCAGUCACGGAUUCUGCGUCCAUGCCAACGUCUCAGGAUCGCUGACGUCAUGCAAUGCUAAAUGUUGCUAUGGAAACAUGUGCAAUAACGACGGUAUGACCACAGCUUCGACUCCGACAUUAAAAUCGACGAAGCAAAGAGAGGUUUUUGCACGACAAGGAGCUGACACAGAUUUUUCGACAGUGGGAGCGAUAACGAAACAUAAAUCUAGUAAAAGUGCGCGCUGGGAAAUGGCAAAAACCGUUCUGUUGCCCUUUGCUUUUCUUUCGAUAGUUUUUUUUACUUAAAAAUUGCGAAGUGAGAAAUGAAAAUGGCUUUCAUAGUGUUUUAACACUUAAAAGUCAUAAAAUGCAACAGAAAUGUAUGAACUAUGGAAAUAUAUAAGCUAUAUCAAACUUAUCUUAUAAUACAAUUUGACAUAUUUAAAUCAAAAUAUAAGCUGAGAAGAAAGUUAGAUGUCAGAAGGAAGAGCGCAUGGAGUAGUAUAGGGGUGAGUAUACCGGUGUCACUUUUAAAAUUUUAUAGGGGGAGGGGUGGUAUUGAUGAAAAUGAACAGACGUGAAGCGGGAGGGGUAGGAAGCCACGUAGCGCAGCUCCGAGAGAGUCGGGAAAGAGCAAGAAACAAGAACGUUUAUUGGCAAUACAAAAUAUACGAACUCUUUCGAGAGCCCGAAAAAAAACAUCCGUUCGUGAGAAAGAGAAGAGUAGAAUGGAUCGAAUCGUAAAGGUGUGGGUCUAUAUAUGAGUUUGUUUAUUUUACCUUUCAAAUUUGAGAAAUCUACGGGUGAGUAAAUUUUGAAAUGUACCUUAGGUAGGUUUUAAAAAAGAGAGUCGGACAAAACAAAGCAGCCAGAUAUUAAUCGCAAAGGCGCGGGUUAUUUAUUUUGUAUGAGUUGUUUAUUUGACUUUUAAAUUUUAGAAAUCUACCGGCGAGUAUAUUUUGAAAUUUACCUGGAGUAAGUUUUAAAAGAGAGUCGGAAAACGCACAAGAGCCAGAAUUUAUAACAAAAAAAGUUUAUUGAUAAUAAAGUGAAAAAAUACAAACUGUUUCAAAAGUAAAAAUAACUUGUUUUAA
This is a messenger RNA of Exaiptasia diaphana, 1367 nucleotides long. RefSeq lists its product as uncharacterized. The record is from RefSeq and is a predicted model, not a curated record. The transcript has 2 exons. Lineage: Eukaryota; Metazoa; Cnidaria; Anthozoa; Actiniaria; Aiptasiidae. Bases 67 to 579 code for a protein of 170 amino acids.